Molecule: messenger RNA, 1203 nt
Organism: Gracilinanus agilis (Agile Gracile Mouse Opossum)
Lineage: Eukaryota; Metazoa; Chordata; Mammalia; Didelphimorphia; Didelphidae
Gene: RNF144B
Product: ring finger protein 144B
Exons: 8
Coding region: 66-980 (304 amino acids)
Biological process (GO): ubiquitin-dependent protein catabolic process; protein polyubiquitination; positive regulation of proteasomal ubiquitin-dependent protein catabolic process
Cellular component (GO): mitochondrial membrane; ubiquitin ligase complex; cytoplasm
Molecular function (GO): ubiquitin conjugating enzyme binding; zinc ion binding; ubiquitin protein ligase activity
Source: RefSeq, a predicted model, not a curated record
UCAAUGAAAUCUCGUGUCCCUGUAUUAAGGGAUUAAGAAGACCAAAGAAGUGGCCAGACAUACUGAUGGGCUCUGUGGGUGAGCUCUGCUAUCAUACCAUAACAAUGGAAAAACCAGCAACUGGAGAACUGGCCUUGGAUCCUUUGGUCACUUGCAAGCUCUGCCUUUGUGAAUAUUCUGUGGACAAGAUGACCACUCUUCAGGAAUGUCAGUGCAUUUUUUGUACAUCGUGCCUGAGACAGUACGUGCAGCUGGCAGUUCGAGAAGGAUGUGGGUCUCCCAUCACCUGCCCUGACAUGGUGUGCUUAAAUCGUGGUACCCUACAGGAAUCAGAGAUUUUCUGCUUGGUACCAUUGGAUCAGUUUCAGCUCUACCAACGGUUGAAGUUUGAACGAGAGGUCCAUUUGGACCCUUGUCGGACAUGGUGCCCUGUUGCUGACUGCCAGACUGUAUGCCAUAUUGAACAGAGUGAUUCGGGACAACCCACAAAGGUUGAAUGUCCUUCUUGUCACUUGACGUUCUGCUCAUGUUGCAAAGAUACCUGGCAUGCUGAUCGCUCUUGUCGGGACAGCCCGCCGGUUGUUGUCUUGCCAACAGAACAUGGAGCCCUCAUCGGGGUGGAUGUGGAAGCUCCCAUUAAGCAGUGUCCUGUUUGCCGAGUCUACAUUGAACGGAAUGAAGGCUGUGCUCAGAUGAUGUGUAAGAAUUGUAAGCACACAUUCUGCUGGUACUGUCUCCAGAACCUGGAUAAUGACAUUUUCCUCAGACAUUAUGAUAAAGGACCCUGUCGGAAUAAACUGGGUCACUCCCGAGCCUCUGUGAUGUGGAACCGAACACAGGUUGUUGGAAUUCUUGUGGGAUUGGGCAUCAUAGCCUUGGUGACCUCACCUCUGCUGCUUUUGGCUUCUCCUUGUAUCAUCUGCUGUGUUUGCAAAUCCUGCCGGGGCAAGAAGAAAAAACACGACCCACCAACUACCUAAAAGCCUCCCACUUGUGGGCAUGUAUGUGAGGUGGCCUAAGUGAGGAUCUGGUUAUGGUGCCCUCCUUAGCAGACUCAUCUCCUUAUCCUUGCCAAUCUUUGGAAGUGCCUAAUGUCUACAGGUUUUGAACUUGCUUGCAAGUCUUCAAUAAGGGGAAAGGCUAAGCUUUGUGUUGCAGUUUGAAGAAAGCCUGGUUGUGAAGCCCAUGCAAUGAACGUGGAAU